CAGUCUCAUCUCAUCUGAUGGGAAACUGGAAACUACAUUGCAAGUUGUGGGUAUCUGUGGUAACCCACCAAUCCAAAAAGUAGUUGAUGCCAUUCAAAACUUGCUCCUCCUCUCUUUUGUCCUAAUCUCAUAUCUAGGGUUUCCUGAUCAAACAACAAACCAUGGAUACCGAAUUUCAAGAUUGGGAGUUGCUCCACCCCAACUCAGCUUCAGAUUCCGUUCUCCCCGUUAACUUACCCCAAAACCAGGAGGAUACUUUCGUCGAAGAAACCAAGGGUCUUAUUCAACCCAAUUAUUUCUCCAUAGAUUCUCACAGUACUCCUACUUUUGCUGCUUUUAACGGUUCUGAGGAAUCGGAUAAUCCGACCUGGAUUGACUCUGGUAGUGAAAGGUCUGAGGAUCGGCAAUUUGGGGAAUUUGACGGGAAAAAUGAUGUGGGUGUGUUUGAAAACUCGAAAUUACAAGUGGGUUCUGGAGGAAUUGGAGAUAUAAGUAGUGAAAAUGGGAAAAAUCUUGAGGUGGGUGUUGUGGAAGACUCGAAAUUGGAAGUGGCUUUAGGAGGAAUCGAAGAUAUAAGUAGUGAAAAUGGGAAAAAUCUUGAGGUGGCUGUUGUGGGAAACUCGAAAUUGGAAGUGGGUUUUGGAGGAAUCGAAGAUAUAAGUAGUGAAAAUGGGGAAAAUGAAGAUAUACGUAGUGAAAAUGAGAAAAAUCUUGGGGAAUUUUGGUCUGAUACUGGUGGAGAUGGAAUUGGUGAUGUGAAAUUUGGGGAUGUUGAAGAGAGGUCAGAGGCUUGUGUAGAACAAAAGGACGAAAAUGAGAGGGUUGAAAGUCAAAAGAGGGAUGAAAUUGAAGCUAGUAAAGGAGGAGAAGAGAAGAGGAGUUUGGUGUGGUGGAAGGUGCCAUUGGAGCUUCUCAAGUAUUGUGUGUUCAGGGUUAGGCCUAUGUGGGCCUUCUCCGUAGCUGCUGCUGUUAUGGGGUUUGUGAUAUUAGGUCGUAGACUGUACAAGAUGAAGAAGAAGACUAAGAGUUUGGAGCUCAAAGUUACUGUCGAUGAUAAGAAGGUAUCUCAAUUCAUGAGCCGUGCUGCACGCCUUAAUGAAGCAUUUUCUGUUGUGAAGCGGGUUCCUGUGAUUCGGCCGCAGCUGCCAGCACCUGGAGUUUCACCAUGGCCUGUUGUGAGUUUGCAUAGGGUGUAAUCAUUGUAAAAAAAAAAUGAAGUUUAUGUAUAUUGGAAGAAGCAUUGGUGUCGUCACCAAGUCCCAUUUGAUAUAUGGCUGUGUUUUUGCUUGGCUAAUUUGUGUUUAAACUUUCUUUCUAUCUGUGCUCAAUAUACUCCUGAACAGACUGAUGUACGAUUUUAAAGCUAUGUAUGUAUAAACUCUCUUAUCUUUUGCCCAUA
This is a messenger RNA of Nicotiana tabacum (common tobacco), 1399 nucleotides long. RefSeq lists its product as uncharacterized. NCBI's taxonomy places the organism in Eukaryota, Viridiplantae, Streptophyta, Magnoliopsida, Solanales, Solanaceae. The record is from RefSeq and is a predicted model, not a curated record.